UCAAGUGAGAAAGUGAAAGCAAAUGUUCAAACUUCAGAAAACAUUCACAUACACACAGGCAGUCUUGUCACUCGGACUAAUUUUCACUCUACAGUUAUUGGCUACUUCACUUUUGAUAAUAUGGAAGUGUCACAGACAGUUACAGAGAACAGAAGAAUUGUCAUGGUGGGAAAAACUGGAGUUGGGAAAAGUAGCCUGGCUAACAUCAUAUUUGAAGAGAAUGUGUUCGAGAUCGACCUUAGUCUAAACUCUACAACAAAAGAAUGUCAAGACGAAAAUACAUCAGUCAACGGAAGAAUGAUCACUUUGAUUGACACUCCUGGUUUCUUUGACACAGAGAGAUCUGAGGAUGAGCGGAAGCGUGAGAUAGUGAGGUGUAUCACACAGUGCUCUCCUGGGCCUCAUGCUUUUCUCAUUGUGCUUAAAGUGGAGACAUUCACAGAGCAGGAGCAGGCUGUCAUCAACAAAAUACACGAAUAUUUUUCUGAAGGAGUCUUCAAAUAUGCAACAGUUCUCUUCACUCAUGGUGACCAGCUCACUGAAGGACAGACAAUUCAAAAUUUUGUCAGUCAGAAUAAGUUCAUGAAGGAUUUGGUCAAGAAGUGUGGUGGCAGGUGCCAUGUCAUUGAUAAUAAAUACUGGAAAGACAACCCAAAUGAUGAAUACAGGAGCAACAAGUUCCAGGUGGAGGAGCUACUUAAGUCCAUAGACAACACAGUGACGGAAAACAAUGGAUGCUGCUACACCAAUGAGAUCAGAGAGCAGGCUAAAGUCACAGUAUCCACAAAGAUUUGGAUCAGACUGGCAGGUACUACAACAGGUGCAUUGUUAGGAGCUUUGUUUGGUGUAGUAGCGGUUGAAGCAGUAUGUGUUACAGUUGGAAGCAAAUUUAAAGAUCUAGUCGGAUUACCAAAAUCAGUGGCAGGAGGAGCAACUGAAGGAGAAAUAGCAGCAGUGGUGGUAGUAGGAACAGCAGCAGCAGUGGGAGGUGUAUUAGGGGGCAUGAGAGGAUUUGAAGCAGCUGAGGGAGCAGACACAGCAUUGGAAGCUACAAAGAGGGCAGCAGUGGCUGUCAAGGAUGACGCCAUAUCUGUCUAUAAUGCAGCAUAUGAUGUUUUGAACAAAAUGUUCACAUCAAAGUUUUCACAUACACAGGAAGUCUUCACUCGGACUCAUCUUCACUGCACAGCUAUAGACUUCACUUUUGAUAACAUGGGCAGUAAGGGGUCAAAGACAGUUACAGAGACAGACAGAAGAAUUGUCAUCUUGGGAAAAACUGGAGCUGGGAAAAGCAGCCUGGCAAACACCAUAUUUGGAAAGGAUGUGUUCAAAAUCGACCAUGGUCUCAACUCUACAACAAAAAAAUGUCAAGCAAAAACCAGGUCUGUCAAUGGAAGAGAGAUCACUUUGAUCGACACUCCUGGUUUCUUUGACACAAGGGGGAGACCGGAAGAUUUGGAGCCUGAGAUAGUGAGGUGUAUCACAGAGUGCGCUCCUGGGCUUCAUGCUUUUCUCAUUGUGCUUAAAUAUGAGAAAUUCACAGAGCAGGAGCAGGAUGUCAUCCAAGAAAUACUCAAAAACUUUACUGAAGAAGUCUUCAAAUAUGCAACAGUUGUCUUUACACAUGGUGACCAACUCCCUAAAGGACGGAAAAUAAAGGAUGUUCUCCGCCAGAAUAAGCUUGUGAGAGGUCUGGUGGAGAAGUGUGGUGGGAGGUGCCAUGUCUUUGAUAAUACAAACUGGAAGAAAAACCCAGAGGAUAAAUACAGGAACAACGAGUUCCAGGUGAAGGAGCUACUUAAGUCCAUAGACAAGAUGGUGAAAGAAAACAAUGGAAGCUGCUACACCAAUGAGAUGCUACAAGUAGUGGAGGAGGAAAUACAACAAGAGGAGGAGGAAAUACAACAAGAGGGGGAGCACACUAGACUGUUACCACCAGGAAACAUGUCAAAGAAAGAGAUCAGAGAGCAGGCUAAGGCCAGAGUAUUUAAGAAGCUUUUGAUCAGACUGGCAGGUACUGCAGCAGGUGUAGUGUUAGGAGCUUUGUUCGGUGUAGUUGUGUCGGUUGGUGUAGUUCUUACAGUUUUACGGGAAUCUUCAAAGCCAGUACAAUUAAGAGGAGCUAUAGCCAAAACAGCAGCAGUGGUAGGAGCAGGAGCAGUUGGGAUAAUAGGAGGAAUAGCAACAGGAGGAGCUGUAGCAGCAGUUGGAGCAUCACCUGCUAUCAUAGUUACAGCGCUACCUGCUGCAGUGGGAGCAGUGGUGGGAGGUGUUACAGGAUAUAAUGCAGCUGAGGCAGCAGACACACCAUGGGAAGCAGCAAAACUGGCAGCAGAGGCUAUCAAGAAUAAAUCCCAGUCUAUUCUGGAUAAAGCAAAUGAUUUAAUGGACAGGGUGUCAUAACCAAAGUUAAAACAAAAUCAAAUCCUAUAAUGUAUCAUGAUUAAAGAAAGGGUGGAUAAUUUGUCUUUAAAAAGUCUGUCUGCCUGUUUCUUGUUCUAAACAAUCUUUAACCAUUAAUGAUCAUUUGUAUUUCUAUGUAAUAUGCAAUAUGUUGUACUUCUUGUCGGAGUUUCAGAUUUUAUUCACUUUGUUUGACGGGCCUUCUGAUCUCCUGGAAAUAAAAAGAUUUGUGGUGUUUUUGUAGAUUAAAAUCACCAAAGCAAAUAUAAACAAUAACACUAAAAAGUGAACAUAUUACAGUUUAGUUAGUUUAGUUAAUAUUUCAGUUCAGAGUUACAAACCAUGGCAACAAGUGCAUCUGAGCCAUGUUCAUCACUUUUUAGUGUCCCCUGGAAACAAUAUUAACCGUCCUCUAAUCCUCAUGGUCUUUCAGUUUUCAAAUUACUUUUACCUCUUGUUCGUGUGGACUUUCUUGAUAUAUUCGUGUAUAAGUGAUUUUAAAAGUGAAAUUCAAAUGUUCAGGAUUAGUUUAAAUACUUGUAAGUUAAUGUUAAUAUAGACAGAUGAUAUUUCUUUUUUUUUCAUUUUCACUUUUGUCAUGUUAUAUUAUUGAUAAUGAUGAUAUCCAUGCAACAAUUUUAUGUAAAUCAACACUUUCUGUAGUGGAGAUACAUUUGGAAAUAAUGCUAUCAGACCGAAUAAAGUUUUAGCUUGCAGUGGUA
Molecule: messenger RNA, 3125 nt
Organism: Dicentrarchus labrax (European seabass)
Lineage: Eukaryota; Metazoa; Chordata; Actinopteri; Moronidae
Exons: 4
Coding region: 121-2403 (760 amino acids)
Molecular function (GO): GTP binding
Source: RefSeq, a predicted model, not a curated record